This is a messenger RNA of Daphnia carinata, 835 nucleotides long. RefSeq lists its product as uncharacterized. Lineage: Eukaryota; Metazoa; Arthropoda; Branchiopoda; Diplostraca; Daphniidae. The record is from RefSeq and is a predicted model, not a curated record. The transcript is spliced from 2 exons. The coding region runs from base 107 to 664 and encodes 185 amino acids.
AGGAUCGGCAUUGAACGUUCAAGUAUAAAUAGCCGGAUAAAAGGCGUCGAUUAGCAUCAGUUCCUCAACUGAGUACCUCCUGCUAAUAUCUUUUACCCACUCGAAAAUGAAUUUGAUGAUUUUCCUGGCAUCUAUCUUGGCCGUUGCCGUCGCCAACGGAGCAAAUUCGAUAAAGGACACCAACAUUCAAGUUUCACCUGAUCAAGACGUCGCUGAAUUCUACCGCCGAGGAUUUUAUGGCGGAUAUGGGGGCCACUGGCGCGGACGUCGAUCAGCAGAGGAAGCGAAAUCGGAAUUAGAGGCUAGCGUUGAAAGUGGCAAUGAUCAAGAAGCCAGCGAAUAUUAUGCCAAUCGUUUUUAUGGUAAUUAUGGCCACCCUUCAUAUUACAGUCGAUAUGGAAGUUGGCGUGGUCGUCGUUCAACCGGAGAGGUAAAACCGGAAAUAGAGCCCAACUUUGAAGUAGUUGCUGAUCAGGAAGCCAAUGAAUUUCGCCGUGGCUAUUACGGAGGACACCACGGAUAUUGGCGUGGACGUAGGUCGGCUGAUGAAAACGCUAAUACCCUUCAAAUCGAACCGGAUCAAGACAUGAACGAGAAUGUCAGACGUGGCUAUUACGGUCAUUCUUACGGUAGAUACGGAUCCUGGUACGGUAGACAUUGGUAGACUGUGUCGUUUUAAAUAACUCCUUUCCAUUACUAUGUUUAAGCAAACAUGUAUUAGCAAGGUUCGCUCCUAAUGUACGUCCCCGAUAAACGAUACCUGAUUCACAACUGCAUUUAUGCCCCUUCUUUUGGUCUUAACUUCCCAAUAAACAAUGUUUUUUUCUCACUUGAA